AUGGCUCAACAUCGUACCGGGACUUCCAGUGGUGGCAAUGGCGUCGAUGACCAGCUUCGUAGACGGCUAGCCGGCCUCACGAGUGCUUUUGAUGGAUCGCCGAAAGGGACUGUCCUUGGGCAUCGUGGCCUGGAGGUGAGAAUUUUUUUAAUUGUAAUAACUUUCAGAUUUGUGAAAUUAAUAUUAAUUUAA
This is a messenger RNA of Protopolystoma xenopodis, 192 nucleotides long. Lineage: Eukaryota; Metazoa; Platyhelminthes; Monogenea; Polystomatidea; Polystomatidae. The record is from the annotation of a GenBank genome assembly.